AUGAUACACAACACAUGGGAACUCCUAACUGAUUUACAGUUAGCAGACCCUAAUAUUUAUAUUCCAGCUCCAAUCGAUAUACUUUUUGGCUCAGAUGUUAAUCCUGAAAUCAUUUUGCUGGAUAUAAUCCAUGAGCAAGAAAUUGCCCCUAUAGCUCAGAACACUAACUUAGGGUAUAUUAUAUUAGGCAAAAUUCCUGAGAUAGCACCGAAAAGCAUAUGUAGCUUCUUUCAACACAUCGAUCUUGAUACGCAAAUCCGAGAAUUUUGGGAGAUGGAACAAACUCCAUUCGUAACUCAACCGUCAGAAGAAGAUGCCGCCUGUGAUAAGUAUUUUUCAAAAACAACAAAACGUCUCCCAGAUGGACGGUAUGAAGUUGGUCUUCCGUUCAAGGAAGGAUUCUAUCCCGAACUCGGACCCAAUAAGGAAAAUGCAGUCAAACGCUUCUCAUCUCUGGAAAGACGAUUGGACAAGGAUCCAAAGCUGAAAGCGAGCUACAGCCAAUGUAUAAUGGAAUAUCUUAGUUUAAACCACAUGGAAGAGGUAAAUCUGGAUGGUCCAAUUUUAAAAUCACCUUUUCAUUACUUUCUACCCCAUCACGCUGUGUUCAAAGAAUCUAGUACAACCACAAAAUUAAGAGUCAUCUUUGACGCAGCUGCAAAAACUUAUGAUGGAACUUCUUUAAACCAACACCUGAUGAUCGGCCCUAAAUUGCAAAUUGAUAUAAUAUUAAAAUGGCGGCUACAUCGAUUCAUCAUAACAGCUGACAUCGAGAAAAUGUACCGCCAAAUUCUCGUAAAAGAUUCGGAUCAAUAUUACCAACUUAUCCUUUGGAGAGACAAUCUUGAUCAACCCAUCAAAGUCUUCAAACUUAAGACUGUCACUGUUGGCACGGCUUGUGCGCCUUAUUUGGCCAUCCGUGUCUUACACCAAGUCGCUGAGGCUGAAGCUGAAAAUUAUCCCAAAGGAUCUAUAGCAGAAAUGGAAAAGAGAUGUAUGUGGACGAUUUUAUCAGUGGAGGGGAUUCCAUCGUAA
Molecule: messenger RNA, 1035 nt
Organism: Eupeodes corollae
Lineage: Eukaryota; Metazoa; Arthropoda; Insecta; Diptera; Syrphidae
Exons: 1
Coding region: 1-1035 (344 amino acids)
Source: RefSeq, a predicted model, not a curated record